Messenger RNA from Brassica napus (rape), 607 nucleotides. Its product is annotated as histone H2B.8-like. Gene Ontology annotation, cellular component: nucleosome. The record is from RefSeq and is a predicted model, not a curated record. Gene Ontology annotation, molecular function: DNA binding; structural constituent of chromatin; protein heterodimerization activity. Gene Ontology annotation, biological process: nucleosome assembly. The coding region runs from base 78 to 494 and encodes 138 amino acids. NCBI's taxonomy places the organism in Eukaryota, Viridiplantae, Streptophyta, Magnoliopsida, Brassicales, Brassicaceae. The transcript has a single exon.
CCUCAACUAAUUUCAAUCACAGACGCAUCUUUCCAUUAAACAAUUCACCCUCUCUUCACCAAACUCAUCGAUCGAUAAUGGCACCCAAGGCGGCAGAGAAGAAACCGGCGGAGAAGAAGCCAGCUGAGAAAUCCCCGGCCGAGAAGCGUCCAAAGGCGGAGAAGAAGAUCUCAAAAGAAGGAGGAAGCGACAAGAAGAAGAAGAAGGUGAAGAAGAGCGUUGAGACGUACAAGAUCUACAUCUUCAAGGUCCUCAAGCAGGUUCACCCCGACAUCGGAAUCUCGGGUAAAGCGAUGGGGAUCAUGAACAGUUUCAUCAACGACAUAUUCGAGAAACUGGCGCAGGAAUCAUCGAAGCUCGCUAGGUACAACAAGAAGCCGACCAUUACAUCGAGGGAGAUCCAGACGGCGGUUAGGCUUGUAUUGCCCGGAGAACUCGCGAAACACGCCGUCUCUGAGGGGACCAAGGCGGUUACGAAAUUCACAAGCACUUAGGGAUUUAAAUGUUUAGGUUUAAUUGUUGUUUGGUUGAUGAAUCGAUUGUAUUCGGUUAGUGAGAUCAUUUGAAUGAACAGGUUUCUUUUUAAUGAAUAACGAUUCUCUAUCAA